Syngnathus typhle (broad-nosed pipefish) is the source of this 5215-nucleotide messenger RNA. Its product is annotated as fibroblast growth factor 6-like. The record is from RefSeq and is a predicted model, not a curated record. The transcript has 3 exons. Gene Ontology annotation, cellular component: cytoplasm. The coding region runs from base 489 to 1157 and encodes 222 amino acids. Gene Ontology annotation, molecular function: growth factor activity; fibroblast growth factor receptor binding. Gene Ontology annotation, biological process: regulation of cell migration; positive regulation of cell population proliferation; positive regulation of gene expression. Lineage: Eukaryota; Metazoa; Chordata; Actinopteri; Syngnathiformes; Syngnathidae.
CUCCCCCCUCGUUCUGGACCAGCAAUGACAAAUCAUUGAAGGCACUUUCCUGCUGCUGUCGGGGCCGUCUCUGAUCUUGCAUUGGGAGUCGGAUCCAGGGAGGGACCGGUGAUGUGGAGCCCCUGGCUGGUCUGACUCUGGGCUCUGGUUUAUUUCUUGGUUUCUUUCUCUUUUAUUUUUGGUGCAUGGCGGAUUAUUUCUUGCAACUCUUCUUUUCGGUCGAGGAGCAGGAGAGAGAGCAAGUGUGUGCGUGUAGGGGGGAGAGAGAGAGGCGUGGAGGUAGGAGCUGCAAAACAUGGUAAUCACCAGCAGCAGCACCAGCACCAUCACCUCCAGCGUCUCCUCUCCUCCUCUGCACCGGGGCUUGCGUUUCAUGCCCUGCACAGCUCCAGAAAUAACCCUCUGCCAGCAUGCCGAAGAGAGAAAAACAAGAAGAGCGGUAUUUUUAGGCUCAUUAAUUUGGACCACGUGGUCUGAAGGUAAACCGGAUGGCCGGAGCUCACAGGCUCCUCGUCAGUAUGUCCUGCGAGGCCGGCACGCCGCACUGGACGCUGACCACGGCGGUUCUCCUGAGCCUCCUGCUGGGCAUCGUGUCGGCGUACCCGCUCCCGAGCGGCCGGACGAAUGGCACCUUGCUGCUGGAGAAGCGCUGGGAGACGCUCUUCUCUCGCUCCGUGCUCGGGAUCUCCGGGGAGAAGCCGGAGCUCAACUGGGAGAGUGACUACCUGCUGGGCAUCAAGAGAAUAAGGAGGCUCUACUGCAACGUGGGCAUCGGCUUCCACCUCCAGAUCCUCCCCGACGGCACGAUCAACGGUGUCCACCACGAGAACCAGUACAGUCUCAUUGAGAUCUCCACGGUGGAGAGAGGAGUAGUGAGCCUGUAUGGAGUCAAGAGUGACUUGUAUGUCGCCAUGAACAGACGAGGGAGGUUAUAUGGGACGGUAGACAGUCUUCCACGACGAGUGCAAGUUCCGAGAGCGGAUGCUCCCCAACAACUACAACGCCUACGAGUCGCAGGCGUACAGAGGCUCCUUCGUGGCGCUCAGCAAGCACGGCCGCGUCAAGAGGGGCAACAAGGCCACCACUGCCAUGACUGUGACGCAUUUCCUACCCCGAAUAUUACCUCCCCCGAGCAAAGACUGGCAAUAACACACUAAUUUGCACAUGUGGAUUCUUUCCCAGGUAACGUCAAUGCCCUGUCCAUACUGUACAUCCUUAAAAAACCUGCAACCGACUGUCACAGAGAGAAUAUCCAAUAGUAUUUAUUCAGACUUUAUAUGUAUAUUUGGGUAGCUUACUUUGUAUUAGAAAUGAUGAAAUGCCUUUCUUUGCUGCUUUUAUGGAUUUCAACCAAUUUGUGUUGGGGAGAAAGAGAGAGAGCGAGAGAGGCUUCAAUUGGUCUCUUCAUUCUACUGUAUGGGUGCUUGUUGAAGUCAGUGGAGCGCGUGCCCUGUCAGCUCUUCUUUUUGGAUAUGAUCAUUGUAUUACCUCAAAGCACCAAAACGGCUGAAAAGUAUACAUGCAUGGAACUACUGAGGAAAAAAAUGCCUGUGAACAUAUUUUUGUUGUGCACCACCUCUGUUUGUUGGAUAUCAGCUCUGACAGGGUAAGUAGAGCACUUGCAAAUAUGGCGGUGGUUGUUCUUGCUUUGUCAUGAGGUAGCGGUGCCUUGAAUUCCUAUUGUGGCCCCCCUUCUCUUUGCAUGUAAGUAAUGCCGGUGCUGAAGUCAGAAAUAAGAAUGAUGGACAAGUCAUCACUCCACAAGCCAGACGCUACCGCUGGCCAUUCCUGGUGGGGCACAAAAUGUUCCCGCUGGGAACAAUGUAAAGGAAGUGAAUUGUGACCGUGUGCUGCACAUGACGCAGCGGAGCCUUUUUGUCCAGCUCUAGGGCAUCAGAGGGAGCUUUGACAAUCCCACAAUUUGGUUAUCAGUAGAGUUUAUGGACAUGCCAUUGUUAUCAAGUAUAAACAAAAUUUAUUUGUCCCACUUAGGUACUACUUUAUGUGUUGGGUGAAAUUAGGACAAAAAGUGACAAAAUGGAUCUCUUUUGGUUUGGCACUUAAAGUCCUUUUUGCAGGAAAUAGUGUGGAUGCUACUGUUGAUUAGUCAGUUCACUGUUAAUGAGGGUAUGCUUUGAGGGACAUCAGGAUUUUACAUUUCAGGUACCUCAGUCCCUCCCAUUUAGAUUCACAUUUGUUUUUAUGAUUGAUGAAAGCUAUUUAUGCAAAGUGGUCACUGAUUAUGUAGCGUAUUUUACAUGAAUGCAACCCUUUGAGAUACUGUAUUGUGGCGAUGGGCGGGGACAAAGCUCACGGCGACAGUCAUGCUCAGAGUUGGACUUUUAAGGGCCUCUGCUCGUGGCUUCCAUUGUUGGUUUAAGGAUGCGCGUAAUGUGGACGAGCAAUUGUGGGCCCCAUCCAUCCAAGCCACUUGUGUAGUAAGACUAUAGGUGCUGACAUCAGCCUCUCGGGUUACUGACAUUUUAUGGUUUUCUUGUUGCAAACUUCUUCUUUGAGCGAGACAACGAGCGAGCUUCUCGUGUUUUCCCAUGUGCAAUGCGAUGAGGAUGUCACGAUUCAUCAAGACCGUUUUCGGUCCUGUCGAAAUGCGCUGCAAUCAAUUUUAGUUUUGGCGUACAGUGGAACCUCUGAAGGACUAGAAUUGGUCAGUCAAGCAAGUUGAAAAGAAAAUAUUUCAACGGUCGGAAAAGUACAAAUCUCAAACGCCACAAACACGACUGUGAAGGCGGAUUAGACUCACAUGGCAACACAAAAAAGCUGAAAUCUGAUUGGACAAAAAAGGGGUGUCAAACCUAAUUGAUUGUUUGACAAUUUAAUCGACUGCCAUUUUAAAAAUUAAGUAACCGUUUAGAGCCCUUUUUGAAUGUGCUUUUGCAGACUUUGAUCGGAAGGAAGUGGUGGUGCUCAUAUUCUGUGAAAGUGUGGAGUCUUAAAAACAAGAUCCCUGUGCAGUAUCAAUGAUGAUCUUGUGCUUUGUCAGGACAGGGAUUUUCUGUCUGUUUUUGUGGGUUGUGUACUCCCUCCACAUUAUAUUCUAAAGUAGCACAUACAUUCAGAUUAGUUCCACGCAGUCUACCUCUUUAGAGCUUGCCUAUUUUUUGUCAUUUCCUUCUAUUAUACCUCCAUAUCAAUUUUCUUUUCACUGUUUGUUUCAUUCACUUACGGUAUUAUGCCAUCACUUUAAUUUUUAUAUACAGGCGACAUUCGCAUACUCACAGAUUUUCUUUUCCCCAAUUUAAUAUUUUAAAAAUAUAUUUAUUAUUUAUCUAUUUAUUUUCGCCUCUAUUAGCAGGGGUCGACUGUAGUGUCCGAAAUAAUUUACUCAUCAGUCAAAUGAAAAUUAGUUUUGAACUGGACAUUAAUUAUGUCAGUGCCAUUGCAUAGUUACAACCUACUGGAUGAACCGCUAUACUUUAAUAUUGUCCUGCUACAACUCAUGAAUCUGUCUGAAAAUGAAACAACACCCUGGAAACAGAAAAUUGUUUCAUCUGCCAUUUUCAAGAUGCAUUGUGGGAUGCAUUGAUGGUCAUUUUCGAAACAGAACAAAAUGCAAAUCAGAAGGUUACGUUUUUACCCAAUGGCAUGCUCAGUUAUUUGUUUCGUAAGCACUUACUACAUUCAAGACCGGUGAAAUUAUUUCUACAUGUGUAUGGCAAUUUAGAAUGUUAAAAUAUUUUCUGUACACUUAAUUGAGGUAUUGAAAAAAAUGGAGCUUGACUAGCAUUGUGUUCAAUUUAAGAGGUUCUACUGUACUACUCAAAUGAUAUGAAAUGGUUGUUGUUUUGCAAUUUUAUGCAUGUAGCAAAGUACCACUAAGUCCAGCUUGGUGGAGUAUGUUUUUUUUUAAUUAACGUCACGGUUUACCUCAUACACUCUUAACUGUAACAUGCUGUGGGCAGUGCAUUAGGGGGCCCCACAGGCCUCCGCUCAUGUUUAGUAACUGAGAUGAGUGCAUGGCACCUGGAUGGCAAGUGUGGCCAUGCCAGCACAUGCUCAAGUUGUUGGCUUUCUGCCAAAGUGACAGUAGAGGCCAUAUCAAUUGACCUUGAGUCAGGAAUAACAGGACAUGGUGAGGCAAAAGGGUGGAUGGGGGUGGGGAGCACAAGAGUGGGAUGCACUGUAAGUAGCAAAGAGAAUCAAAUGUUUCCAGAAAGGUUGGUUGGUUAAACAUGCUGAAUACUGUGAUUAGAAUACAUAUUUUGGUUGUAUCACCAUUACUUAUUGUUGUGUAUUAUUCAAUCCAUGAUGGAGGGUCAGAAAAUAAUAACAUAGUCCCCCCCCCCCCCCCCCCCCCACGGAAUGAAUGUGCGGGAGUAAUAUUAGUGGCGAAACUACUAAAAUGAAGAUCAAUUAUUUUAUGCAGUGCAAUUUUCUAAUCCUAGGCAAACAAGACAAAUAUUUACAUUUCAAAGCACUUGUUUUUGAAGGCAAGAUUUUGUGAAAUGCUUUUUUGUUGUUGUUUUGCCAUCUCCAGCCUAUUAUUGGGUGUUGCAGAGGACACUGUUAACACAACGCGAGGUGGUUGGAGUGGCAAACCAGCAAUAGCAGGGGAAUAGGAUUUUAUUAUUAGUAGUGGUCUUGCAUCUCAUGCAACAAGAGAGUCUAUUGCAUGAUCCUGUUUUGAGGUAGACUUCUGGUUUGGUUUUGAUGUAACUAAGAAAAGUAUUUAUAUGGUGGGGGGGAAAAAAAGGCCCCCCUGUCAAUAAACUCCCAUUUUUCAAAUCCCCUCUCAUGUACAAAGAAUUCGGAAUGGUCCCUUUUGAAUAUGCACCCAUGUCAUCAGUUGCUUUUAAAGAUGUGUUGGUUCACAGGGAUCUCAAGCGAGUGGCUCUGUGCUCAGUGUGUGUCUGACUGUGUGUGUGCGUGUGUAUGGAUUGUGUCCCUGUGUGCCAGCAGCCUUUAUGUUUUCCUCUCAGUUUCUUAUUCCUGCACUGAGGGGAGAGUGCUUCCUCUUGAGUCCCCCUCCUGUUUUGGAACAUAUACCUCACCUUCUGCCUUAGUUCCGAUUAUUAAAAUGAUUGUAAAUUAGUUUGAAACAACAGACUUCUUCAAUCAUUUGUUUCUGAGAAAAAAAAAAUGAUGGCGAAAAAAACAAACUAUAUUACAAAUGGGUUUCCUUUUAUUUUUGUACGUAUGUGCUGUGCACAGCAGUCAACUGUAUUCCUGAAAUGAUAAUAAAAGAGAUUUUGUAAAA